Molecule: messenger RNA, 1433 nt
Organism: Neolamprologus brichardi
Lineage: Eukaryota; Metazoa; Chordata; Actinopteri; Cichliformes; Cichlidae
Source: RefSeq, a predicted model, not a curated record
GUCAGAGUUGAAAGGUCGUCUGAAACAUGGCUGCUCCCGUGGAUGACAUGUUUUCCUUCUGCGUGGACCCCGGCAAAGUGUCCAGCUGUGUGGAAGUCAGAUUUAUCGACAAUGUCAAGGGCAAGGGUCUCUUUGCCAAAAGGAGCAUAAAGAAGGGAGAAACCAUUUUCAUUGAGCGGCCGCUCGUCUCUGCCCAAUUCCUGUGGAACACUUUGUAUAAAUAUAAAGCCUGUGAAUACUGCUUACGUGCUUUGGAGACUGCAGAGGGGAAUGCGAGAAGACUCAGCGGCAUCCCUGGACUCAGCCUUCCUCAUCCGGAGCUGUGCCGUGUACGCCCAGAACAGCAUCAAGCAUGCCCUCAGUGCCAGGCCAAAGAUAAAGCACACUUGCAGAAGCUGUUUACUCACUUCUGCAGCCGGACAGCCAACGAGGAAGAGGAGAUCGCCCAUAAGCUCCUAGGAGAGCAGUUCAGAGGGCAGCUGGCCUUGCUGCACAGCCUUUUUACAGAAGCACUUUAUGACGACCGUCUCGGCCGGUGGUUUGUCCCUGAGGGUUUCCGCUCUCUGUUUGCUUUGGUGGGGACCAACGGACAAGGCAUCGGCACCAGCUCGCUGAGCCAGUGGGUUCAUGCCUGCGAUGCACUUGAGCUUCCUGCCCAGCAGAGGGAGCAUUUGGACUCUUUUAUUGACCAGCUGUACAAGGACAUUGAAAAAGAAACCGGAGACUUUCUGAACUGCGAGGGGUCUGGACUCUUUCUGCUUCAAAGCUCAUGUAACCACAGCUGCAUACCCAACGCAGAGGUGUCGUUCCCCGACAACAAUUUCCUCCUUCACCUCAGUGCCCUCUGUGACAUCAACCAGGGGGAGGAGAUUUGCAUCAGUUACUUGGACUGCUGUCAGCGGGACCGAAGCCGACAUAGCAGACAUAAGAUUCUGAGGGAGAACUACCUGUUUGUCUGCUCGUGUCCAAAGUGCGUCUCCCAGAUGGAGGAAUUGGAUGUGACAUCCGAGGAGGAAGAGGAGGAAGAAGGUGUGGCAGAAGGUGAAACGGAGGGAGAUGAGAUGGAAGAUGAGAUGACAGAUGUCUGAUGAAAGACUUGACCAUAUUGUUCUCAGCCGCCUCCCAUUCCUGCCACCACGCUCAGCACCCAUAAAGCCCGGAAGAAUUAAGAACCAGUCCAGACUAAGAUCUGCAUUUCACUGGUGUCUCGAUGUGUGUCGAAAACGGCCUGUUGGCAACACAUUUCACCCAGUGCUUAUUUUAGAGACCAGUCACAGAAAUUGUGUGCUGUACAUGUCUGUGUGUGUUUCUUUGUGGCUCCACUUCAGCACAUGGGUGGUUUACAGAACAAAGAAAACGCCAUUUAAACCCACGGGGACUUAAAACUGUCAAAUUGAUGUUUCGGAGCUCCUUUUAAAAUUAUUUGAACUGCA